This is a messenger RNA of Meloidogyne enterolobii, 4059 nucleotides long. Lineage: Eukaryota; Metazoa; Nematoda; Chromadorea; Rhabditida; Meloidogynidae. The record is from the annotation of a GenBank genome assembly.
AUGGAUGAUCUACAACCGCAGGAUGAUGAAAAUGUAAUGGAAGAAGAGGAUACAUUAGUUUUGCGAAUGGAAGCCAUGAUGUUGGCAGAGGAUCAAGAAGACCGUCUUUCUUUUGCGGACUCUGAAAGGUUUGAUGAGGAUGAUGAGCAAUAUUCUGUACAGGCAAGCGAUUCAAGUUCAGUAAGUCAUCACUGGAGAGGAUGGGACUUAUCUUUGGCCAAAAUGGGCCAAGGUUUUGUAACUAAACCUUUCCUUAUUGCUGAUAGUUCGGCACUCGAUGCUGCAGAUUUUAUGGAAGAUAUCCCAUCACUCAAGGAUUUGGCUGCAAAACGUGUUGCUUCCUCCAUUUCAUUCGAACUUAUUGAGGCUACUUAUUCUCAACUUCCUACUGCACAGAAACGACUUCGGCCUCAACUUCCAAAAGAAAAUAUUGAACACAUUGGACAACAACAGCACUUGCAAGAUUAUUUACCCGAACAAUUGGUACUUCUUAUUUUAAGACAUUGCUUUCCCGAAUCGUCAGAGAAUAUUCGACUUUACAGCUGUUUAACUAAUUGUGGCGAUCGUUUAUUUGCCUUGGGUGAAAACCUUUUUAAGAGCGGAGCUGUCUCCAAACUUUUCCAAAUUGGUUGUCAUUUAUCUGCUAAAGUACAAGAACGCUUUGGAUUAAAUAAUACUGGCAGCGGUUUAAGUGGCGAAUCUUUAAGUAAAUUGUACAUUUCAAAAGAAGCAUCCGAAAAUAACGUCAAAACUUUUGAUGUUUGCAUUCUUGUUGAUCGCUGUCGGAUUGUUUCCUGCGCUUGCUCUUGUUCAAAUACCUCGUUUUGGUGUCAACAUGCUGUUGCUGCCUGCCUUCAACGUAUUCAGCAGCCCAAUACAGUGCAAUAUAGACCUGCAAUUUGGGAUUCUAUUACAUCUUUGCGUGAUAUACAAGCGAAAAAAAUGGUUCAAUGUUUGAUAAAUAAACUUCCUCGAGAGUACAUUCCCGUGGCUCAGGAACUAAUUGACGCUCUAAAAGACAAUAAUUCUCUGAUUAAUCAAAUUCAAGGUGCACCAGAUCCAACUGCCGGACCGACUGAUGAUACUCCUGCGGUUUGGUGUAUGGACGAGAAAGCAUUGCACGAAGAAGUUCGGGUAAUGCUAACACGUAAUGAUGCAAAUGGUCCUGCAUUGCUUCAUAUACUUACUGAAGAAUGUUUAGCACUUGAUUCUGUUCUUAUCCGAUGGUAUCAGAUCUCGCUUUCUGCAAGUGGACACUGGUACUUGAUUGGCCCUAAUGGUGGAAGUAGUGGACAACGCGCAAAUGGUAAUGCACAACAAAGCCAGUCACGCCAACUCCUUUGCUAUUUGCUUUGUCAAGAGUUGGCUUCUCUUUGGCGACUUAUUGCUUUAAAUCCGCGACUAACUAUUGAAGAAAGGGAGCAGCUUUGGGUGUUACUACAGCUCUACCAGAGAACGUCUGUUAUGCGUAUUUGGACAAUUCUUGGGAAGGCUACUUCUACUGAAAAUAUAGCUCAAAAACAACACGGUCGCUUCCCAACCCUGCCUUUCUUGCGUGAAGCAGAUAAUGGAAUUACACUUAUUGAUUUAGUGGAAAUGGAGCGCCAAUUGGGCAAUUCAUCAAUUGCUUACAAUCCAGAUGCCGUUCUGGUUCCAUCAUCGAAAUCAUCCAAAAGACGAAAGAAACACAAAAAAGCACAGCAGCGUCAAAAACUGCAAAAAUUGGGAAUGAACAAUGAAAGUACUAACAGGAAGCGGCGAGAACGCCAACAACCUUCGGAACAAGAUGUAAAAGAGGAUCUAAAAAAUAAUCAAGAACAAGUCAGCGAAAUCAGUAGUGAUGAAGAAAAUCAGAAGCCUGAAUGUAGUAAAUCUGAUCCACCAAAAAGAGAGCAAUAUGAAGAUGCUUUAGAUAGACUUUUUGCUGAAGCACAUGCUGACUUCGAUGAUCCAUUUACUCUUCGUUUUAUGUAUUGUGAGGCUCUUUUUGCACAUGGCUACUUCAAUGAAUCUUUACAAUUUGCUAAUAUUUUGUCUGUAAAUUUGAUAAAUAAUCAACCAAACUUGUUACUCUCAAUUGGAGUGACUGAUUUACAACUUAUGAAGAGUAAUGAAGAUGAGGCAGCAGAGCGGAAGACUAACGAUAAAUUGAUAGCAAAGCCUUUUUCCUCUGUUCCACACUCCAUUCGUCAGUCACAUUUUCGUCGCCAGUUUAGUUCUGAUUCAAUUCGGCGCACUGAGACCAAUGAAAUUUACUCUAAUUCAACACUUGCACGUCUCACAAUCAGUCGUGCUCAUCCUCGUUUGAUGGCUAAUUCAACUAAUGCAAAAGAUACAUUAACUAAGACAAUCUUUCUUGUUAAAUUGUUAAUGCUUGGAGAAGAGUUUUUUGAUCGUAAAAUGAAAAGAUUUUCACGACAACAUAUUGCAACGACUCAUAAAGCAGAUAACCCAAAAGAAACUUCUAAAAGUGCGAAUAGUUCAGUACAAGGAGAGUAUCGCCUCUUAGCUUUAGAACUAUGCCUGGCUACCAUGCGAAAUUUGCGUGGGCCAUCUGCUACUCGUUUGCUAGAAAUGGAGAUUAACCAAUUGGAAGGCGAUUUAUUUACAUUAUUGCAUAGAAUUGAGAUUUGCCCUAACGGUUUGAAAAUUGUACGCUCUCUAGCACAACAAUUACUCAAAAAUCUGGCAGUUGACAGCUUACCUACUAGUGUUACUGUUCCACCCACACGUUUGGCGCACUAUAUUGUAAAUGUUCUUUCUUCCCCUUAUUCUCCUUACCAACAACAACAUCUACGAAAUGCGGCACAACUUAGUGGUGGAGUUGAUGCUUGUCAAAUACUGCUCCCACGUUUUCAAUCGGAUUUAUUCACCUAUCGAUUAGAGUCUGAUGAACAAUUGGCACUUGACCUUGCUCUUCAAGUGUUAAGCAUGGAUGUGCAUAUUUCUGAACGUGACCAUCCACUUUUGUGUGAAUGUAUCCGACGUCAUCGUAAAGACUUACAGAUGGUGCUUUUCACUAGAAAUAGGGACUCACCUGAACGAUUAGCUCGAGUAUUGACCACUGCACUUGAUGAGAAAGUGCAUCGCAUUUAUGAAGAAUCUAACCGUUCUAAUGUGGAUUUCUUUUCAUCUUCCGCUACAAUUACAAACUCAAAGCCGCGCCCUUCUUCUCCACCUGAUCAACAACAGGGAUUAUUCAACAAAAAACAACCUCUGUUAUCGAUUGGCUCUUUAACUGGCGUUUUCAGUUCCAUUCAAUCAUCAUCCAGUGCCACUUCUACAGCCACAUCUCCUAGCAGUUCACCAUUCGAUUUGGGUAUUGGACAACAACAAAUUUCAGGAGACAGGUCCUUACACAUUCACAUCAGUAUUUAUUGUUUUAUGAAUUCUAAAAAUUUCAGAUUUUUCCCUUCAACUCGUUCUUCGAUUUCUAAACCUUUUCCAAUGCUAGCGAAUCAAGCUAGCGAGGCACAGGCUCACCAUAUGUUUGAAUUUGCUAAAGCUCUACUUUUAGAAGCUGGUGGAAAUCAGAGUAGUCCCAUGUUCAAUCCAGUUCAAGCUAUGGCUGCAGCUGCUUUAGGUGCUGCUGCUUUUCUUGGUGGUGCGGGAGCUCCUCAAAUUGGUCCUCAUCGUAAUUUACACAUUUGUUCGUUGUUGAUUGCAUUAUAUGCCUUGGGAUUAAACAAUGAAUGCUCUCCUUCAUGGAAUACGCGUACCUAUUCUACGCAUGUUUCUUGGAUUCAAGCACAGGCGUUAGAUAUUGGUCGUCAAGCUUUGGAAAUCAUUCGCCGUACCUGGCACAAGCAUUUAACUCCAACUGAGGUUGCAUCUCUCGCCGAUAAAGCCAGUCAAAGUAGUGACUUGUCUGUUGUUGAAGAAGCGGCUCAGCUUGCUCUGAGCGUUCUUCCUGAGGCUAAUUCUCUUUUGCCUGCGGAGAGUCUCAAAGCACUAAAUCAAUGUAAAGAACGUUCGCCUCGAAUGCUAGAGGAUGCUUGCCUGGCUGUAGAAAAAUCUACACAACGAGGCGGUGUCUAUCCAGAGGUUUUUAUUUUGUAA